Molecule: messenger RNA, 1236 nt
Organism: Microdochium trichocladiopsis
Lineage: Eukaryota; Fungi; Ascomycota; Sordariomycetes; Xylariales; Microdochiaceae
Exons: 4
Coding region: 1-1236 (411 amino acids)
Biological process (GO): translational elongation
Cellular component (GO): nucleus; cytoplasm
Molecular function (GO): translation elongation factor activity
Source: RefSeq, a predicted model, not a curated record
AUGGCUGGCCCCUUCGGCACUAUUUUUACUAAAGAUCGCAACCCGCGCACCACCGCGAUCCUCGCGGUUGCGAAGGCCAACGGCAUCGACCUCGAUGUCAAGAUUGUCGACACCCUCAACCCGACCCCCGAGUUCCUUGCUGCCAACCCCAUCAGCAAGGUCCCCGCCUUUGUCGGUGCUGACGGCUAUGGCCUGACCGAGUGCAUUGCCAUCGCCAUCUACAUCACCUCCCAGAAUGAGAAGACCACCCUUCUCGGCAAGACCAAGCAGGACUACGCCUCCAUCCUCAAGUGGCUGUCCUUCUUCAACAUGGAGGUCCUCCCCAAGCUCGGUGCCUGGUACCGCCCUCUCCUCGGCUGGGACCCCUACAACAAGAAGGCCGUUGACGAGGCUGCCGCUGGCGCCGCCAAGGUCCUUGACGUUGUCGAGAAGCACCUGACCAACCACACCUACUUCGUUGGCGAGCGCAUCACGCUUGCCGACCUGUUCGCCACCAGCAUCAUCUCUCGUGGCUUCCAGUUCUUCUUCGGCAAGAAGUGGCGCUCGGAGCACCCCGCCAUCUCGCGGUGGUACGAGACCGUCUACAACCAGCCCAUCUACAGCGAUGUCGCUGUCCCCUUCGAGCUCCUCGCCGAGCCCGCCCUGACCAACGUCGCCCCCAAGAAGGAGGAGAAGCCCAAGGCUGCCAAGGCCCCCAAGCCCGCCGCUGCUGCUGCUCCCGCCGAGGAGGAGGCUGCCCCGGCCCCCAAGCCCAAGCACCCUCUCGAGUCCCUGCCCCGCUCCGAGUACUCUCUCGAUGAGUGGAAGCGCACCUACUCCAACAACGACUACGCUGUUGCCUUCGAGUACCUGUGGAAGACUAUCCCCUGGACCGACUACUCCAUCUGGAAGGUCGACUACAAGUACAACGACGAGCUGACCAUGACCUUCAUGUCCAACAACCUCAUUGGCGGCUUCAACAACCGUCUCGAGGCCUCCCGCAAGUACAUCUUCGGCUGCGAGUCCGUCUACGGUGUCAACAACGACUCCGUCAUCACCGGUGCCUUCAUCAUCCGUGGCGACGACUUCAAGCCCGUCUUCGACGUUGCCCCCGACUACGAGAGCUACUCGUACACCAAGCUCGACCCCUCCAAGCCCGAGGACCGCGAGUUCGUCGAGUCCAUGUUCACCGGCGAGAAGCCCAUCACCGUCAACGGCAAGGAGUACACCUACGCCGACGGCAAGGUCUUCAAGUAA